Cylas formicarius (sweet potato weevil) is the source of this 3857-nucleotide messenger RNA. Its product is annotated as integrin alpha-PS1-like. The record is from RefSeq and is a predicted model, not a curated record. Gene Ontology annotation, cellular component: integrin complex; external side of plasma membrane. The coding region runs from base 137 to 3415 and encodes 1092 amino acids. NCBI's taxonomy places the organism in Eukaryota, Metazoa, Arthropoda, Insecta, Coleoptera, Brentidae. Gene Ontology annotation, biological process: cell-cell adhesion; integrin-mediated signaling pathway; cell-matrix adhesion. The transcript has 15 exons. Gene Ontology annotation, molecular function: integrin binding.
AAGGAAGAGCGUGUUAGACACCACGUAAUUUUGACGCUCGGAACACGUUGUCCACAAAUCGCCGGCAUGAAACUCGCGCUUUCCUAAGCGGUUUUCGAAGUUUUAAAAGAUAGUGGAGUAACAUCGAUAAUAAAAAAUGUUCCAUAAACUGUUAUUGGUGUCAUGUUUAUUAGUACCGGCUCGAAGGACCGUGGUGGAUUGUUUUAACAUAGAAGAUAGGGACCCGCUGGUAAAAAAAGCUCCGGAUGAUCAGAUCGGGAGCUACUUUGGAUUUAGUGUCGCCCUGCACAAGGCUAGAGAGGAUAGCUCGUCUAUAGCAGACAAUUGGCUGCUGGUUGGUGCUCCGCUGGGUAAAAAUCUUCAACCUGGAUCGAACUUCUCGGGCGCAUUGUUCAAAUGUCCCAUCUCAAACAGUGACACGGACUGUGUUCAGGUCGAGACGGACGGGCAGCGGCGGCCGUCAGGGAAGUAUUUAUUCGAAGAUUUCGAUUAUGGUGACAACGACAACGAAAAUGACGGCUUAAAGCCUCCAGGUGCGGACGAAAUCAAAACAGGUCAGUGGUUGGGCGUGUCCGUGCGAUCUCAGAAGCCUGGCGGUUUGGUGAUCGUCUGCGCUCAUCGCUACAUCCAAAGUCCGGACCUGAGCAAAUUUCACUUCGGUCAAGGGUUCUGCUAUUUGCUGGAUAGCGACCUCAAGGCCACGGAGAGCUUACAAUAUUGCAAGGGUAGACCUACGGAGAAACUUCAUCAGCAAUACGGCUUCUGCCAAAUAGGCACCAGCUCGGCAUUUGUCGGAGACGAUUUUGCUCUGGUAGGUGCACCUGGUCCUUAUACGUGGAGGGGCACAAUUUUCGGGCAAGUAGUCGUCGGCGACUUCCUCGAUAGAGACAAGACUAUUUACAGAGGUCCAUUGAACGACAACCCCACUCCAAUCGACAAAUAUAGCUAUCUAGGAAUGAGCGUGGCUGGUGGGCAUUUUUUCAGUAAAAAGAGAUAUACUUAUGCGUCUGGAGCACCACGAUCUCAGAUGGUGGGCCAAGUCUACUUCUUUGAUAAGAACCAAGGGUAUUCUAACAGCGAAGAGUUUAACAUUUCUCUGAUUGUAACGGGACAGCAGUUCGCCUCCAGUUUUGGAUACGAAAUUCUUGCUGUCGACGUUAACAAUGACGGGUACGACGAGUUGCUGGUAGGCGCUCCAUUUUAUUACGGAGAAGGUGAAGGGGGUGCCGUAUAUAUUUACUACAAUCUGCGGGGAUGCAAUUCGGACGCUGAUUGCAAGUGGGACAAGGUUAUGUACGGGAAGGAGCAGUCGCGGUUCGGCUUCGCCAUGACCUCCAUUGGGGACAUCAACAAAGACGGUUACAAUGACAUCGCUAUUGGAGCUCCAUACGAAAACCAACAUGGCGCCGUCUACAUCUACUUAGGGUCCGCGAGCGGAUUAAACGAAGAACCGUCUCAGGUGAUGCGGUUCGAACAACUUACAACUUUCGGAUACUCGUUGAGCGGCGGCUUGGAUAUGGACAACAAUGGCUACCCGGAUCUGCUAGUCGGCGCCUACGAUUCCGACAGAGCCCUGCUCUUCAAGACGAGGCCGAUCAUCGACAUCAAAAUAGACAUUUCCGGCAACGAAAUGAAGAACAUCAACGCGUCUAGAAAGGGAUGUUCGAGGGACCCCGGCAACCUGAAUAACACAUGCUUCUCGAUAACGUCGUGUUUCAAAAUAUCCGGCCAAGCGAAAAAGUUCGAGCGCUUCUCCGUCGAAUAUUAUAUCACGGAAAUUAAGAAAAUCGUAUCGAGAGUAUGGUUCCAAAACGAAAAGUAUCCCAACAAAAGGGCCCCCGAUAACCGGCGUGUCGUAGAAGUCAGCAGUUUUUCCAAGGCGUAUUGCCAAAACGAGCUGGUGUAUAUUAAGGAGGGAGUUAGCGAUAUCCUGUCUCCGAUAAAGUUCAAAGUAAAGUACACGCUGGAGAACGACAACAAGUAUCACACGCCCAUUUUGAACAAAACUUCCGUCAAAGACUUUGAGGCGACGUUCCAGAAGAACUGCGGAGAGGAUGACGUUUGCGUCAGUUAUCUCGUGCUGAAAGCUGGGACCAAUUUAGAAAAAAAUGCUGAUGGCGAAUAUACAGUAAAUAUGGUCAACGAGGAGUUCGUUCUUGACGCGAACAUAACUAACUAUAACGAGUCCGCCUAUGAGGCUAAACUUUUUGUAUUUCAUCCUCCAGCGCUUAGUUAUAUCAAUUUAAAAACUGAGAAAGACCAGCCGACAAGCGCCAAAUGUUCAUUCAAGAACGAAACCUUAGUGGUCUGUGAUUUGGGCAAUCCUUUCCAUGGAAACAGUACUGCCAACCUCAAACUCCGAUUCGAAAUCAUGAAAGACACCAAAGAUCAGAAACUGGACCUGAGACUUUUGGUAAACUCCACAUCCACCGAGAGCUCGCCUUACACUUCUCAAAAUGUGGUAGCCAUAUUACAGAAGAUUGCAGAUUUUAUGAUCACAGGGAAAGGAUCUACGAAUCUAUUCUAUGGCGGCCAAGUCAUUGGCGAAUCCGCUAUGAAACACUUGGAGGACAUUGGUGCUCGCGUCACUCACCACUAUGGGAUCGAUAAUAGAGGAGAAUGGGACUUGCCCGACAUUAGGUUGCACAUAAGGUGGCCCUAUCAGGUUAGGGCUGCCAAUGAAGGAGACGAGGGGAAAUGGUUGUUGUACUUGGAGGGUAUACCAACAGUGUCAGGGUUUGGAGUGACAGGGUUAUGCGAAGUGGAAGACGAGUCUGUGAUAAACCCUUUAAAUUUAACACUUUUGAACCCGCCUACAGACGAACCUGAAAAUUUACUAUUACCUCAGGAAAUAUUCUACGAUAACGAAACCUCCAGCACUUUGAGGAGGCGUCGCAGGGACGUGGAAUAUGUCGUUCAACCUCAAGAAAUUACCAAGGGCGGCAUAAAGAGGAGAAUUACUGCUUUGAACUGCAUAGCGCGUACUGCCAAGUGCGCAAAUAUCGUGUGCUACAUCAGGAAACUUAAGAAACAGCAUCAAGCGUACAUUGAGAUCAGGUCGCGCAUUUGGAACUCGACGUUGGUAGAAGACUAUAAUAAUGUAGACUGGGUGCAAAUCAACUCCCAUGCUGUUGUUGAAUUGACUGACGCGACUUUUAUCACCAAACCUGAACAAAUAUUCGAUUUUUCGGCUGAAACAUUAAUGUAUCCCGAGACGGUCCAGCCCUAUUCAGAACUCAACAUAUGGAUAAUUGUGGGAGCUGUUAUAGCAGGACUUCUACUGCUGAUAGUGCUUGUAGUGAUCCUGUAUAAGUGCGGAUUUUUCAAAAGGAAGAGAGUUAGCAAAGACCCUACAUUGUCGGGAAACUUGCUGAUGAAGGAAGAAAACGAUAAGCUGUUAAUGAAAAGUAAAUAGCUGUUUUGGCAGUCCUUGAAAAAAUUAUGUUACUUCACUAGUGCUUGUUGAAAAUGUGAUAAAACUUUCAAAAAGUGUGCUAUAUUUAUUUGUUAUUUUUUAUUCAAUUUUGGUGCUGCUAUAUUGGAAACGAAUCAAAAUGUACAUAUAAUGUUUGAGCGAAGUGUAAGUUAGUAACGUACUUAAAAUUAUUUUGUUGUUGUUAUAUUUUUUAAAUAUUAUUAAUGUAAAGUAGGUAAUUGUCUAAAGUAUUGUGUUCAAAUGAAAAAGUCUGUUCCUUACUAACACUUUAAAUCAUAAAGUUAUAUAUCUAAAGCACUGUAUUUGAUAUUCGAUAUCUAUGGCUUGUAUACCGUGGCACUGCCAUUUUUUGAAACGGACUGUAACCCCUUUGUUGAACUGUACAUAGUUGUAUAUAUUAAAUCGGUGAUAAGUAUUUAGA